CAGAAGGGCAGCGACACUCGUGAUGUGAUUAAACGUCUGCUCGAACACAGGGGUUCCCUGGAACAGAGAGUCUGGGGAAGAGAGGGAGCAGAGAUAAAGCUGAAGGUAAAGAGGGAACAGAGAUAAAGCUGAAGGUAAAGAGGGAGCAGAGAUAAAGCUGAAGGUAAAGAGGGAGCAGAGAUAUAGCUGAAGGUAAAGAGGGACUCAGGCUCUUGGGAGGAUUUUGGCUGGUUUCUGAAGAGCAAACGCAGGAAGUGAGAGACCUCCAAACCAGUUCACAUUUUUGUGUCAGCGCCCAUUCGGCUGGUGUCUGUUCCUGUUGAGGUGUGAGGACACCUCUACCUGUACUGCCCAUAUAUGGACUUCCUCUCUGCUGUUGCGGGAAACCGCCAUCUCGGUGCCAACUAACUAAUACUCGUCUCUAGAGAGAGUCCAGCUCCAGUCGGUGUUGGCCACUUGAUGUCCCCUGAGAUGAGAGAAAACCCUGGUUGAUGCUUUCUGUCCAGGUGAAACUAUGACCUUGUUGCUAAACUGAGUCCAAGUCACGAGUUGUGGUGACCUUUUCUGGAGUAAAAGGCUAAAAAAAAAAACAUAAACUGUUAAAAGUACAUCCUGAUUUGGAACUAUGUCCACCCCUGCUCCCUUUCUUGCCCCCUGCUCGGUGUUUCUUGUUGGUCUGUUGCUCCUUGCCCUGUCGGGGAUCUUGGAGGUCCGAGGCCAGAAUGACACGGAACCGAUCGUGUUGGAGGGAAAAUGUCUGGUGGUUUGUGAUUCCACACCGUCGGCCGAGCCGUCGGGUAACGCUCUGGGCAUGUCGGUGAGGUCGGGAACUGGUCGCGUGGCCUUUUCGGCCAUCCGCAACACCAACCAUGAACCCUCGGAGAUGAGCAACCGCACCAUGACCAUCUACUUUGACCAGAUCUUGGUGAACGUCGGCAGCCACUUCGAUCCGGCCCGGAGCAUCUUUGUAGCCCCCAGAAAAGGAGUCUACAGUUUCAGCUUUCAUGUCGUCAAAGUAUACAACCGGCAGACGAUACAAGUGAGUCUGGUUCUCAACGGCUGGCCCGUGAUCUCUGCCUUCGCGGGCGACCAGGACGUGACCCGAGAAGCCGCCACCAACGCCGGGCUGGUGAUGAUGGAGCGAGGGGACAAGGCUUACCUCAAACUGGAGCGAGGGAACCUGAUGGGAGGCUGGAAGUACUCCACCUUCUCCGGCUUCCUGGUGUUCCCCUUGUAGGGAAGAAUCAAUCGCUGUGAGGAGGAAGCAUUAAUGCAAACUCACUGAUGUCCAUCGGAUGACUCGGGUGAACUCACUUUGCACCAGAUAAUCCUGAAUGUAAUUUCCAUUUCCACUGCACUUCUGUGGCUUCUCGUCCAGACCGUGAUAUGUCGUCUUUGCCCGCUUACUCCAGGCUUGUUGUGGUUUUCCUUUAAUGCAUGAAAGGAGCAGUGUUUGUGGCAAUAAAGAGAAUUAUUCAUCUA
Messenger RNA from Acanthochromis polyacanthus (spiny chromis), 1482 nucleotides. Its product is annotated as cerebellin-1. NCBI's taxonomy places the organism in Eukaryota, Metazoa, Chordata, Actinopteri, Pomacentridae. The transcript has 4 exons. Gene Ontology annotation, cellular component: glutamatergic synapse; synaptic cleft. The record is from RefSeq and is a predicted model, not a curated record. Gene Ontology annotation, molecular function: protein binding. The coding region runs from base 626 to 1237 and encodes 203 amino acids.